CGUUCCCGCACAGGCUGCAAGAUCAAGGCGCUGCGGGCCAAGACCAACACGUACAUCAAGACGCCGCUGCGCGGGGAGGAGCCGGUGUUCCUGGUGACGGGGCGGCGGGAGGACGUGGCGGCGGCGCGCAGGGAGAUCCUGUCGGCGGCCGAGCACUUCUCGCUGAUCCGGGCCACGCGCGGCAAGGGCGGCGCGGGCGCGGCGGCGCUGCCGGGGCAGACCACGGUGCAGGUGCGGGUGCCGUACCGCGUGGUGGGGCUGGUGGUGGGGCUGCGCGGCGCCACCAUCAAGCGCAUCCAGGAGCAGACGCACACGUACAUCGUGACGCCCAGCCGCGACAAGGAGCCCGUGUUCGAGGUGACGGGCAUGCCCGAGAACGUGGACCGGGCCCGCGAGGAGAUCGAGAUGCACAUCGCCCUGCGCACCGGCGCCUUCCUGGGGCCCGGCGGCGACAGCGACUUCCGCGCCAACGGCACCGAGGUGUGCCCGGAGAGCCCCGCGUGGCCGCGCCCCGCGCCCCGCGCCCGCACGGCCUGCAGCUACCGCACCGACAGCUCCAGCUCGCUGGGCAGCGCCUCCACCGACUCCUACUUCGGCCGCCUGGCCGACUUCAGCCCCCCCAGCCCCUUCGGCGCCGGCGGGUUCUGGUUCGGCGAGGCGCUGCCCGCCGCCGAGGAGCUGGCGCUGGACUCGCCCGCCCACGAGCCGCUGCCCGCGCCCUCCCCGACCAUCUGGGCGCCGCUGGAGCCCGCGGCCGCGCUGGGCCCGGGCGGGUCGGGCGCGGGCAGCGCCGCUGGGGCCCCGUGCCGCGGCAGCCAGCCGCCCACGCCGCGCCUGUCGCCCACCUUCUCCGAGAGCCUGGAGCACCCGCUGGCCCGGCGGGGCUGCCCCCAGCCCGCGCUGCCCAUCCACAUCCCCGCCUUCUCCACCGGUACCGACAGCUACUCCUCGUCCGCCGGCGGCUCCGCGUCCAGCUCGCCCCCCGAGAGCCGGCGCCGCCCCGACUGCGCGCUGUGCCUGGAGGGCGAGGCCGGCGCCGCGCUCGUGCCCUGCGGACACGCGCUGUUCUGCGCGCCCUGCGCCGGCCGCGUGUGCGAGCGCGCCGCGCCCGCCUGCCCCGUGUGCCGGGCCGCCGUCACGCAGGCCAUCCAGAUCCACUCCUGAGCCCCCCGGGGACACCGGGGGGGGCUGCACCCCCGUCCCACGGCCGGAAAACAAACCCCGUGGGCUGUUGCAAAGGCUCCGUGCCCCAGCCAGGCCACUUCCAAUGCUGCCUUCUCUACACUGCCAGCGCUCCAAACAGGUUUGGGAACAGCCCCGCGCUCUGCUCUGCAGCACGGCUCACGCCUGAGCCUGCCCCUCGCCUCUGCUCCCGCACAGCGCUCCGGGAGCCGCCGGGGCCAGAGCAGGGCUGGGAGAGCCCGGCCGGACACCCGGGGGGCAGGGAUGGCUCUGAGAUGGCCACACGGACCUGCGGGAGCGGCCUGGCUGGGCCUGGCUGGGCAGGGCCGUGCUGGCCGAGCGACCUGUCCUGGUCCUGUCCAAGCU
Messenger RNA from Catharus ustulatus (Swainson's thrush), 1548 nucleotides. It is a transcript of the gene MEX3C, whose product is annotated as mex-3 RNA binding family member C. Lineage: Eukaryota; Metazoa; Chordata; Aves; Passeriformes; Turdidae. The transcript has a single exon. Gene Ontology annotation, molecular function: RNA binding. The record is from RefSeq and is a predicted model, not a curated record. The annotation marks the transcript as partial.